CGCGGUUCAAAUCUCAAAGCCAUCGAACGGUGUAGAGUGGCCGCCCGUUCCUGAUUCUAUGAUCAAUUGACUUCAGAAUUGAGUUCCUAACCGAUUGAGUUUCGAAGAUGUCACAUUUUAAUCUUGAGAGAGACAUUUGCCAAGCGACAAAGAUGGACGAUAAAUUACAGGGGCCAGUUCCGAGAUGGAAACGCAAAGCCCUGGAAACCAGCACGAUAUCGAACGCAAGCACGUCGAUGGUCUCGACGAGCAUGCUCCAAGCGCCCCAAGUAACGCUCAACCAAAGUUCCCUCACCAACAAGAAGAAAACUCCCAUGAAGAACGAGUCUGGUGACAGAAUGAUCCCCAAUCGACGUGCUAUGGAUUUCGAGAAGGCCAACUACGCCAUAUCAACGAAAGAAAAUGAGAACGCCUCUGCAGAGGCCAGCGACUACACGAAAGCUGUGCAGCAGCAGCUGAACCUGGAUCUCUCAAAUUAUCGGAUCCUUGCGUACAGAGACAAAGCGCCGUCUGCCGCAACGGCCAGUGGCCCGAAUCGGAUCUUGUACUCCUCCAGCAAGGGGCAGUCUGUGACGAAGAGUAAUCGUUACAUUCCCAGUCGGCCGGACAAGAUCCUCGACGCCCCAGGUAUCGUGGACGAUUUCUAUUUGAAUUUGUUGGACUGGGGUGUCCGGAACGUAGUUGCCGUCGCGCUCGGAGGGAACCUUUUCUUGUGGAACGCCCAGACGGGUACCAUCGAGCACCUCAUCGAGCUCCCGAAUCAACAGGACUGUAUAUCAGCGGUGCGCUUCUGUCAAGAUGGAUUCUACAUCGCAGUUGGACUUUCGACAAAUGCUGUCGAGCUUUGGGACAUCGAAGGCAAACGACUCCUGCGGACGCUGAACGGGCACACCAACAGAGUAGGAUCAAUCUCCUGGAACAAUCACGUGUGCUCUUCCGGAGCUCGCAGUGGAGUCAUAAUGCACAGUGACGUUCGGGUGCCCGAGCACCAGCAGGGCACAGUGAACGCACAUAUGGAGGAAAUCUGCGGAUUGGAAUGGAGUCCCGAUGGAAAGUACCUCGCAUCGGGAGGAAACGACAAUCAGCUCCACUUCUGGCCGCAGCAGAUAUCGGGCCGGGUUCGACCAGUUCACUCGUUCAACGAUCACAUGGCCGGAAUCAAAGCGAUCUCGUGGUGUCCAUUCCAGAAAGGUGUGGUUGCGACUGGGGGUGGAACCGCUGACCGAUGCAUCCGCAUAUGGAAUGUCUCAUCCGGAUCGAUGCUGUCGUGUACGGACACCAAAUCUCAAGUUUGUGGCCUUCUAUGGAGCGAACAGUACAAGGAAUUGGUGUCUGCUCACGGAUACUCGAACUACGAAUUGAAUAUCUGGAAAUACGCCGGCAUGCGCAAGGUUGGAGAGCUGCGUGGCCACUCGUCGAGGAUUCUAAAUGUGGCACUUUCUCCGGACGGAACGACGGUCAUGUCGGCCUCCGCCGAUGAAACCUUACGAUCCUGGACCGUAUUUCCUUUCGACAAGACCAAGGAGGCACAGGCGAAUAAGAGCUCGAAAGACCCGAAUGGACGAUUGACAGCCCUCCACAACCUUCGUUGAGACAACGGGCUCGGGGUUGCUCCUGUUCAUUGUGCACAUCAUUCUAGCGAGCGUAAAUGCUCUCGUUUCACCGUAGGGGAGGAUUUGAGAGUUUCUUCCCGCUCCACCCUAGGCAUGUUAUGCUAUAGGUACUAGCAGAGAGCCGCGACUUCUUGUCUGGAUUGUGUAUUAAAGAAUAUCGAAUAAACUGUAUCAUUUCAUGAGUGUCAUUACCUCAUGAUUUCUCGACGA
Messenger RNA from Galendromus occidentalis (western predatory mite), 1823 nucleotides. RefSeq names its product cell division cycle 20 protein fzy. Gene Ontology annotation, biological process: positive regulation of ubiquitin protein ligase activity; positive regulation of anaphase-promoting complex-dependent catabolic process; anaphase-promoting complex-dependent catabolic process. The transcript is spliced from 11 exons. Gene Ontology annotation, molecular function: protein binding; anaphase-promoting complex binding; ubiquitin ligase activator activity. Gene Ontology annotation, cellular component: anaphase-promoting complex. NCBI's taxonomy places the organism in Eukaryota, Metazoa, Arthropoda, Arachnida, Mesostigmata, Phytoseiidae. The record is from RefSeq and is a predicted model, not a curated record. The coding region runs from base 108 to 1592 and encodes 494 amino acids.